UUACAAAGAAACUAAAAAAAAAUAUCUUUAAUUAGAAGAUCAAUUUAAAAAUUGAAAGAAAGAGAAUAUUAUAAUCGAUCUAUUCAGGCGAAACUAAAUUCAAGGUAACUCUUAGCUGAAAAUAGCAAUCAUAUCACUGGUUAACCAAAUUUUAAUAGUAUUUAAACUAAAGCCGUAGGACCACUUGAUUUUACAAUGCCUUCAAAAAGGAAUAUUGGUCACAUUCGUCGUGCUAAGGUAGUUGAGGAUGAUUCAGACUCGGAAGAUGCUCCAGAAAUUAAUUCAGACGGCAUAAUUACAUUUGUGGACGAGGAAGUACCACGUGUUAGUGCACAGCUUAAUGAAGCAACCUUGAAUACAAGUUGCAAUAGCCAAAGUCAAGUCGCUGUGUCAUUAGCCGAUAUAGAAAUGUUUCACCCAACACUACAAAUUUUAGAAGAAAAUCAACGCAUUCAUAAUAUGUGGCAAGGAUUUUUUAACCAAGGUGCUGUGGAAUUGAGAAGAGUGAUUGACAAUCAUUGCGCCGGGAGAAGAAGACGUAUCGCUCAGAGAAGUAGUUCCAUACGAACACUUUGCAUGUCUCCCAUUGAUUUCAAUCUUCCGCAAAUACCAUUGUGGCAAGAAUUCGGUUUUUUUCAAAAACGUGGAAAAAAGAAGGUGCGUGAAUAUGAAGACUUUUAUGAUAAGAAGCAAAAUAUGGGCAGGAAGGUUCACAUCGAGAUAAUAAAACUUGAUGAGAAACCACCACACACACACACACACACAAACGAUGUUAAAAUCCCGUCUAAAAGUCCAAAACCUCAGGGUAAACUCUUUUCUGAUUCGGAAUCUGAGUCCGAAUGGUCUACGGAUACGGAAGUUGAUAAAUAAAUUUUUUAAAUUACAAAUCGCUUUUCCACGAGUGUGAAUUAAGUUGCGUAUUAAAACAAAUUAUUAACUAUAUUUUGCUAAAAGACAAUAAAAAAAAUA
This is a messenger RNA of Teleopsis dalmanni, 969 nucleotides long. RefSeq lists its product as uncharacterized. Lineage: Eukaryota; Metazoa; Arthropoda; Insecta; Diptera; Diopsidae. The record is from RefSeq and is a predicted model, not a curated record. The coding region runs from base 196 to 870 and encodes 224 amino acids. The transcript has 3 exons.